GCAUGUUUUCUUUAGGAGGAGAUGUAGUAAUUCAAAUGAUCUCCAAUGUGUUUGCCUUCUCGAAAUAUAAAAACCUAUACUUACAUUUUGAAAUUGUUUGAUGAUGAAAAAACUGUCUCAGACAUGGCGACAACGUGCCAAAUUUGUCGAAAAAACACCUUCAAAUAUAAAACGUACAAAACACGACGGUCAGAGACUGGCUUUUCCUUCUGCUCUUGAUGGUAAUUCCACAUCAUGUAACAAUGAUAUGCCAGUUGAUGAUAAAAUAGAUCAAAUGGUCUCUACUUGUGAUGAAAAGUUGGUGGAAAUAUCUCAUGAAAACUCAACUCGAUGCAGCCUUCUCUUCAAUUCAUUUGCUCUUGAUUCACAAGCUCUGUUUGCUGUUGAUGAAAUGGAACAAGAACAUAUGAAAUGUGUUUCAAAAACUUUGGAUAUUGCUAGUCUGUCCCCAAUUAUCCCUGAUAAACCUCUUCCAACAAAUUUAUCUGGUGUAGUUAUGGAUAAUAAUGAUAAGCUAGGUACAACUGCUGAUAGAAUUGAUCAAAUUUAUAAAUGUGGUGAUCAAAAUAAAUUCAUUAGUACACCAAAUGAUAAAUUUUUUGAAGAAGGUACAUCUGGGGAUAAGUGGGGUAAGACCAGUACAUCCAGGGUCAAAGAAACAAUAGGAAUGACCAAAGGUGACACAAUUGGUAUGUCAAAUAAAGAAGAUGGAUUAAAAUCAAAUAUUGGUGUAUGUGAUGCAAAGACUUCAAAGUUUGAUGAUGAAGAAACAUGCAACUCCACUCCAUCCAUGAACUUACAUGAAAGCCCAAAAACAAAUCAAAAUUUUAAAAUGGAUGGUGGCAUUAAUGAUAGAAGUUCUAGUUGCAUAAACUCUCAAGGCAGUACAACACAGGAUUCCACAGGUCAUUGCCUUACUCAAGAUCAAUGUACCCUGUCGUCAUGGGGAUUGCCUGCUAGCAUCUUGGAACAAUAUGACAAGAUCGGCAUCAAAACUAUGUUUGAAUGGCAGGCUCAGUGUCUCUGCACUGGGAAUGUCUUAAAUGGAGGAAACCUUGUGUACUCUGCCCCAACAAGUGCUGGGAAGACGAUGGUCGCCGAGAUUUUAAUGUUAAAGCGUAUCUUAGAAACAAAAUGCAAGGCUUUGUUGAUCUUACCAUUUGUUAGUGUUGCUCGUGAAAAGAUGUUUUACAUGAAGCGUAUGUUUGGUGGGUGUGAUUUGACGAUUGAUGGCUAUAUGGGUAGUCAGGUGCCAAGUAAAGGCUUUGACUCCGUUGACAUCGCUGUAUGUACAAUUGAGAAAGCAAAUGGUCUUGUAAAUCGUCUAAUGGAGUCUGGACAGCUUCAUUUGCUUGGUGUCAUUGUGGUGGAUGAAAUUCAUUUGAUAGGUGAUCCAUCUCGAGGUUAUCUCCUGGAGUUACUUCUCACGAAGGUUCUUUACGUCACGCAAAGCAUUAUGGAUCACAAUGUCCAAAUCAUUUGUAUGAGCGCCACUUUGCCUAAUCUUAACACUCUUGCCACGUGGCUCAAAGCUGAUCUAUAUUAUACGGACUAUCGUCCUGUACCUCUGACGGAAUAUUUUAAGGUCGGUACAGUUAUAUACGAUAGGUCAGGCAACGUGUCACGUGAGUUGGACAAGUCACAGCUGAUCGACGGUGAUGAAGAACACGUGUUAUUGUUGUGUCAAGAGACCGUUGUUCAUGGUAACGGCGUGUUGAUAUUUUGCCCAACAAAGUCCUGGUGCGAGAAAUUAGCGGUAGUAAUUGCAAAGCAUUUUAACAAAUUACUCGGUACAGCGGAACACGACCAAAAGGAGAGCCCACUGUACACAGGAAUCUUGGAUAUUGACGCUUUGAAGGAUGUGUUUGAGCAGCUUCGUAGUUGUCAAGUUGGCCUUGAUGGUGUACUCAAGAAAACAUUGCGUUAUGGCGUUGCUUAUCAUCAUGCAGGCUUGACUUACGAUGAAAGAGACGUCAUUGAAGCCGCUUUUAGAAAUGGCGUUCUCAAAGUUUUGGUCGCUACAUCUACCCUGUCUUCAGGUGUAAAUCUUCCCGCACGACGUGUGAUCAUCAGAACUCCGAUGUUUUACGGCAAACUUCUAGAUUCUCUUGUUUAUAAACAAAUGUCGGGUCGAGCCGGACGGAAAGGCGUUGACUCCAUGGGUGAAAGUAUUCUUUUGUGUAAAGCAAACGAACGAAAGAAAGCUUUAAGUUUAUUUGAAGAUGGAUUAAAACCUGUAAAGAGUUGUCUUGUUGUUAAGCGAAGUGAUGAGGACGAAGGUAACGGCAUCAAACGAGCUUUGCUCGAGGUCAUAGCGAGCAGUGUUGCCGUUACUCCGACUGAUGUUCAGAGAUACGCCUCUUGCACGUUGUAUGUAUCGAGUAAAACGCAAGAGGAUGGUGAAAACACUCAAACUAUCAUCAAAAACACGGUGGAUUAUCUAGUCAAGAACGAAUUUAUUUAUCUGAGAAACAAAGAAUCCACGGAAGAUGAAUAUGUACCGACACAACUGGGUCAAGCAACAUUGGCGUCUUCAUUAUCUCCUGAUGAAGCUUUAGUGGUUUUUACCGAUCUAUUGAAAGCUCGUAAAUGUUUUGUUCUUGAAAAUGAACUUCAUAUUCUUUAUCAGGUCACUCCAAUAUAUGUGCAAGAUCAGUGGCCUAAUCUAGACUGGUAUCAAUAUCUUCAACACUGGGAAAGAUUACCAUCACAUAUGAAACGUGUCGCUGAUUUGGUUGGUAUUGAAGAACGUUUUCUCAGCAAAGCCAUUCGUAGCCAACCUUCAACACGGACUCAUCAACAACGACAAAUUCUUCGUCUACAUAAGCGUUUCUACGUCACAUUGGCGUUGCAUGAUCUCAUCCAUGAAGUGGCGCUGGAUGUGGUCGCCCGCAGAUAUGGUGCAAGUCGUGGAAUGCUUCAAUCACUUCAAAGUUCUGCUGCUACUUUUUCUGGUAUGGUCACAAUAUUUUGUCAUAAAUUGGGAUGGAGAAAUCUUGAGAUGCUUUUGUCGCAGUUUCAAAACCGUUUAACGUUUGGGGUCGAACAGGAGCUUUGUGACUUGGUUCGAGUUUCAACGUUGAACGCUUUUCGCGCGAGGAUUAUGUAUGGCGCAGGAUAUCACACGAUUGCCUCUCUAGCGGCUGCCAAACCUGCUGAAAUUGAACGUCUUCUACGUAAUGCUACCCCGUUUCAGAGCAACAAGAAGGCUGAUGGGGAGUCUGAACGAGAGUUGCGUCGACGCAUGCGUGCUAAGUGUGUAUGGGUCAAUGGAGGAAGAGCGCUGACCGAGUUGCAGGCGGCUCAAGAGAUUGUAAGAGAGGCUUGUGUACUUCUUGAUGAAGACGCGAAAAAGUUGGGAAUGGGUUUGAAACUGGCGAAGACUUGGGAAGUUGGCGAAAAAGCUAUUAACGACAUGGAUGAAGAUAGCAGAAGUAAAGAAAGAGUUACUUGUGCAGAAGAAAUUUUAUUGGGUAAAACUGUUGAAUGUAGCAAAAAUUCGGAGUCUGGUGAGGUAGGUCGUAGUGAAGGUGAGAUCCUGGGGAAUACGAAGUAUGGCACUAGAGCAGAUCUUGUUUCAAGGGGAAAUCAAUACCAAGAAAUCAUGUAUACAACUAAAACUACUUCAUGUGGUCAAGACCAAGGAAUCACGUGUACAACUAAAACGACUUCACGUUGUCAAGAUGAAGAAAUCACGUUUACAACUAAAACUGUCGAUUCUCCAUCUAAUGGAAGCCCGGUUGAAGAAAGAAACACUGGAUAUCUUCUAAAUUCAAUAAAAGAAAAUAAGGUUUGUUAUAAUGUUGUUCGUGAUAACCAAAGAAUAAUUGAAGGAGAGCAGGAGAAAGGGCAGUGUUGUUUAGUAAAUAAUGAAAUCGAAAAAGGAGACACACAAAAGACCCAAAAAGAUGUUCCAGUUAUCCUACAUGAUGAAAACUGUGACAAUAAACUAAAAAUAAUCAAAGAAAAGACAUAUGCACUUGAUAACUCAAACCUACAAGAAGCAAAAGUUCAAUUCUGUGCUGCGUUUGAGAACCAAAAAGAACCAAAUUUCGAUAAUACUAAUGCCAAGGUAAAAUCAAAUGUUCGUGAGUAUAAAUCAGGAAAGCCAUCAAAGGUUCGUCAAACUCCUAAAAGAAGAAGAGACAGUCGUUUAAAACGUAGACAUUCCAUGAGCAAAAGCCCUCCUGAUAAAAAUGGACCGAAAAUAAAAGUUACAGAUCCCAAGACGGGUGAUUUGUCUUCUAAAAAACAGAGUGAACGCUUUCUAAAAACUCAAUCGAAAUCAAAAUAUGGGUUUAAAGAUAAACAAGAAAAAUUCUAUGCCGAUUGUUUGGAAAAUUUUAAUGUUACAGGGCAGGAAACACCGACGAGACGAAAAACUCGGUCUUUUCUUCAAUUGCAGCCGUCUCCGUGUAGGGAUAAACAGGAGGGAAAUAAUGCAAGAAACGGUAGAGUUCUUUUCAAAAACUUUCCCAGCGAUUGUAAGGGUGAUUCGGUUAUAAAGUAUGUGGAUGAUAGUUCUUCAAAUAACUGGAAAACUGGUAAAAGUAAGAUGAAGUCGGUUGAUUUAUUUGACGAAUUUUUUGAUGAUUCAUCGAAAUCGAAAAAAUGUGAUGGUGAAUCCACUAAAGAUGAAUCUGGUCUAUGUCAGAUGGCGCCAUUAUCCAUAAAUAUACCUGUAGAAAAUAAUGUUGAACCAGAACAUGUGAGUCCUGCAUUAAUAACAUCAAGUGAACACUAUGAUUCUAUUCCUAUUGUAUGUCCGACAAAAACGGAUUGUGAAAUAUUUGAUUCUAGUCCUGAGCUAAAUACUGAAACCAUAAUUCCAAAAUCAUCGUUCAAUUCAUGCCAAGAUGUGGUGGAAUUUGAUCAGUUUUCUGAAUCUUUGAGUUUCAAUGAUCUAAGUGAUACCAGCAUGCUAGAUGUAGAUGCCCAUUCGCAGGAUGACGAGAAACUGCGUAAAGAUGCUGUUAGAUGUGAAACAAAAAAGAGUUUUGAUGGAGUUAGUGAGCCAAAGAAAAUAUGCGACGAAACAAGACGUGUUUUAAAUGAAGGAGAGGGCAGCGAUGAUCAAUUUUUCACGUACAAAGAUUUAUUAACACCUGGAUUGUUUGAUUCGGAAAUAUCGUUUACACAAUGCAAUCAAGUUAUAUCGGUAAAGUCUGAGGUUAUGCAAUCAAACAAUAACGAACGUUGCAAGUCUUCCAUCGGUUAUCACCGUCAGGGUGACUCUAUACACGAGGAAAAUAUCGUUGAAAGUAUUUGUAAGCAAUCUACUGAGAAAGAAAUAAAGCGUUUUAGAGAAAAGAACGUAAGUCAUAAGAAAAAAAUGAUGUUUUCAGAGCAAGUGAUGGAGUCUGGAAAAUACUGUGUCGAGCCCGCAGAACAAUGUCAGUUGUCCGCUGACCGAUCUCAAUCAUCCCCAGACUCUUUCUCUUUGCGGUUGUCUCAAACAUUAGACUGCUCUGAUGAUUCAGAUCUAAGUUCAAAGACUCUUGCAGAGUUAGCAGCUCUAGAAGAAAAAGAAAUGGUUGGUGGGGAUGAACAGGGAUGUGCUCAACAUUAUAUUGGGAAUGAAGGUAAUAGGUGUGAAUACAAAACAACACAUCAGGAAAUUUUGGCUGAUCGUAGGGAUGAUAAAUAUAAAGAGGAGAUUAGUAAUGAUGGAGAUGGACCUCUUGCUAGUAAAGUUUUCACAAGUUUGGCUGAAAAAGGUUGUGUAGAAUUAGAAUUGUCGGAUAUUGAGUUGGUGAACAAUGAGGGCUCUCUGGAGGCAAAACUUGAUGAUUUGGGAUCUCAGGUGUUUCAAAAUGUUUCGAACAUAAGCGCGUCGACAUUAUCUGCAAUCGACAAAGAGUUUGAGAAACUCGAAGGGAGAGUUUCUAUGGGAAAAUUGUCCACUUCAUCGCCAGUGGUGACCACUCUAUCACCAAAGGUAACCACUCCAUUGACAAAGGUGACCACUCCAUUGACAAAGGUGACCACUCCAUUGACAAAGGUGACCACUCCAUUGACAAAGGUGACCACUCCAUUAUCAGCGUUGACUACCCCAUCAUCAAAAGAAACAACCAAUGAGAAACGGUAUACUGGUAUCAAGCAACGUCAUUGUUCAAUAGGAUCCUGGGUUGAUACGUCUUCGAAGUCUGCAAAAGAAAGAUCAUGUUUGAAAGAUGAGACUUUGAACGAACAUUUGUCAGAUUUCCCUCUUCAUAUCGUUGAUAUUACGAACGAGAAAAAAAAUUUUGAAAAUUUUUUUCAAGAGUGUAAAACGAAAUCGUUCAGUUUCUCGAUUGCUGUAGAGAAGAACGUUCAGGGUGGCCAUUCUAUUGGAAGAAGAUUCAACAAAACAGCGAUAGUUUCCACGUCUAAACUGAGGCAUCGUUUGACAAUUGAAGAAGACAAUCUUUCUGUUGUUGGAAUUGCCGUUUGUCUUCAAAAUAGUGAUUCAGUGAAUUAUUUGUCUUUGGACGAUCGAAACACACAGAGAGUGGCCUGGAACGAGAGGAUAAAAUGCUUGCAAGUUAUCAUGGGAUUGCAGUCGGACGAACACGUAAAGAUGGCUUUUGAUGUUAAGGAAAACUAUAAGUUGUUCUGUCGUGCAUGUGAUGUUAUCAUGAAAGGAAAAGUUGAAGAUCCUAAGGUAGCGGCUUGGUUGCUUGAUCCUGGAGCAAAGGAAAAAAACUUGUUGCAAUUGACACAACGGUUUCUACCAGAGAAAAGGGAUUUAUCUAAAUAUCUUGACAAUCGUUACAUGCGAACCCCACGUGAAAGAUCAUGUGUUCAAGCUACUCUCGUUAAACUACUGAUGGAUCGCAUGCGUCCAGUGCUACAGACGGAUGGACUGUGGAAUGCUUUUAAUACGAUUGAAAUGCCAGUUAUUUUCACCCUUGCACGCAUGGAACUGAAUGGUUUUGGUUUUUCCAACAACGAAUGUAAACAAAUUAAAAAUGUGUUACGAUCAAAACUUCAAACAUUGGAAAGGAAAGCCUAUCAUACCGCUGGCCGACAAUUUGCGCUUUCAAGCCCGGAAGAUGUAUCCCGGGUCUUGUUCUUGGAGCUCAAAAUCCCUCCUGGUGGACAUACGGAAGAUGCUACCUCACCUAAUAAACUCGUGCGACCCACGCGUGGAGGCAAACGUCGAAAGGUGAAAUAUUUCAGUACUUCCAAAGAUGUUCUGGAAAAAUUAUUAAAACUUCAUCCUUUACCCAAAAUUAUUUUGGAAUGGAGAAAAGUUAACUCUGCCCUCACGAAGGUCGUGUUUCCUGUAGAAAAAGAGCAGGUUGCAUGUGGUCCACCCCUAGGGAUGUCUCGAUUAUUCCCCAUCGCUUUGACAAACACCGCCACUGGACGAGUAACCUUUGUAGAACCUAACCUACAGAAUGUACCACGUGAUUUUGAAAUAAACCUAUCCACAGAUAUCCAUACCAAUAACCCGGAUGUACAUACCGGCACUUCUGUUGUGAGUGGUUCACCUCACGUGCCGUAUUCAGUGAGCCUGCGCAGUGCGUUCAUCCCGUUUUCCGGUGCAUUGUUAUUGGCUGCCGACUAUUCACAGCUGGAAUUAAGGAUAUUAUCUCAUCUGUCCGGGGAUGAAAAAUUGCUGAGAUUGCUAAAUACUGGUGGUGAUGUCUUCCGAAUGAUUGCAUCAGAGAUGUUUCACAUCGCUCAGAAUGACGUUUCCGACGAGCAACGUCAACGAUCGAAGCAUGUGUGUUACGGCAUUAUUUACGGUAUUGGAACGAAAGCUUUAGGAGAAGCUCUUCAAGUGGAUGAAAAAGAGGCUGGGCUGUUUAUGGAUGCUUUUAAAGCAAGAUUUACUGGUGUUCAGAAAUAUCUCAAGAACACAGUGAAUGAAUGUCGAAGAUUGGGUUAUGUUGUAACGAUUUCUGGACGUCGAAGGUACCUUUCUAAUAUACGAUCUUCAAAUGCAGCUGUACGAUCGCAUGCUGAACGUCAAGCUGUUAAUACGACGAUUCAAGGGUCAGCGGCUGACUUAGUUAAACAUGCCAUGACUAAUAUCGACAACCGGUUGUGUAACGUGUUCCCAAAUUGCUGGCGGACUCAUCGGCACUGUGGUGCUAGUUCCCAGUCUCGUGCGUUGGCUACACAGUCUGGAGCGUACAUGGUGUUGCAAUUACAUGAUGAGUUGAUGUUUGAGGUAGUUGAACAAGAUCUGCUGGCGGUUGCCAAUAUUGUCAAGAAGGAAAUGGAAGCUGCCAUGAUUCUGUCGGUAAAGUUACCCAUCAAAAUGAAAAGUGGUAAAUCAUGGGGCACAAUGGUGCCUUAUGAAUGCCCUAGUAGUAAUUAAAGUGGUACAAUGGUACCUUUUAAAACCAUUGAAAACGAUCACAAGUGAAUGAAAUACCAUGAUGUCUUUUGAAUAACAUCACAACUUAUUGACGUACAAUGGUAUUUUUGAAAACCAUUACCAGUAAUUGAAAUACAAUGGUACCUUUGAAAACCAUCACUAGUGAUUCAAAUACAAUGGUACCCUUUGAAUAACCUCACUAGUAGUUGAAAUACAAUGGUACUUUUUGAAUACCAUUAUUAGUGAUUGAAAUGCAAUGAUACCUUUCAAAAACCAUUACCAGUGACUGAAAUACAAUGGUACCUUUUGAAUAUCAUUAUUAGUGAUUGA
Molecule: messenger RNA, 8641 nt
Organism: Xenia sp. Carnegie-2017
Lineage: Eukaryota; Metazoa; Cnidaria; Anthozoa; Malacalcyonacea; Xeniidae
Product: DNA polymerase theta-like
Exons: 13
Coding region: 101-8311 (2736 amino acids)
Biological process (GO): double-strand break repair via alternative nonhomologous end joining; DNA-templated DNA replication
Molecular function (GO): DNA binding; DNA-directed DNA polymerase activity; ATP binding
Source: RefSeq, a predicted model, not a curated record